Messenger RNA from Acaulospora colombiana, 327 nucleotides. The record is from the annotation of a GenBank genome assembly. NCBI's taxonomy places the organism in Eukaryota, Fungi, Glomeromycota, Glomeromycetes, Diversisporales, Acaulosporaceae.
GCUUUUAGAGAGACCAUCUAUUCACAACUAAAUAGCGGAACCUGGUUUUCUCUCGUCUCGACUGUCGUCUUUACGUUCUUCAAGGGCCACGAAAGUUUCCAAAAGCGCGGUAUUCCUGGGUUCAUCGCGGCAUACAUUCUCAUCCCAUGGUUCAUCGCUCUGACUGCAUUGUGGAAGUACGCCAAAGGAGACCCUAUCGUACCACUGGAGCGCAUCGACUUGAUCGACGGACGACGAGAAAUUGACCUAGAAGAAGAAAAUUACCACCAAUGGAAGAACACACGCGAAAAAGUGUCGCUAUGGGACAGGAUUAUGGCUCGGGCUUGA